AUGAUUAAAUUGCCCACAGAACUCCUCGAACCUAUUCUCACAGACGCACUGCAAGACUCCCGCUCGAGCGCGUUGGAUCUGCUGCUGAUACACCCGCGCACAACUCAAAUUCUCUAUCGUCACGUAUACCAGCAGCAUCCAUGCGCCAUCAACUCACUCAACCAACUUGAGCUGUUUUCCAACAACGUUCCACUCGAGCUUCUCAGCAAAGUCAGGGCACUACACAUCAACCUCCCCUCAGCUGCUGGUUCUGUGUGGGAUUCUGUUGGCAAUGCCUUAACUAAGUGCCGCAACGUGCAGCACCUCAAAUUACGCGCUAUGGGUCUCUGGAACGAAGACAGGCGUGGUUUGAUUGAAGGUCUCGCUGCUAUCGACCCGAUAAGCUUCGAAUGGACAUCACCUGACCCACCGCAUCAUAUCAGUCUCAGUGUGGUGACGCCAUGUCUCACAAUCGUCCUAAACCAACUGCCAAGAUGGAGCAGACUGCUGCACUUGAGCAUGUCACACGUCCAGUUCCCUCAGUGCACACAUCCAGAUAGAUACCUCCCUGCUGUCUUGUCGCCAACCCUGGAGACUAUCUCGCUCGGCCAGGCUAUUAAGGCGCCUGCAACAAUGCUCGCUGGUAUAGCCACAGCUUGUCCCAGAUUGAAGCGUUUUGACGCCGAGGAUAUCUACAGCGAGUCCAUCUGGGGUAGCAGAGUCGACGAGAAAGACGUCAGGAAUAAGCUCGAAGACAGCAUGUCCUUUUACGGUGACUUCUCAAUCACUUCCCGUCUGCAAAGGAUUGCAGGUGGUGACCGCGGUGUCAUUUACUAG
This is a messenger RNA of Wallemia ichthyophaga EXF-994, 816 nucleotides long. RefSeq lists its product as uncharacterized. NCBI's taxonomy places the organism in Eukaryota, Fungi, Basidiomycota, Wallemiomycetes, Wallemiales, Wallemiaceae. The transcript has 2 exons. The record is from RefSeq and is a predicted model, not a curated record. The coding region runs from base 1 to 816 and encodes 271 amino acids.